GGGUACUAAACUUGAUUUCUCUUUCUCUCUCUAGGAGUAAAUGGGACAACAUCAAUCCACACCAAGGAAAAUGUACUGGCCCGUACAGUCCAUGUACCGACCCCAACAGACCACGUAUCAGCCACUGUGGAACACAAACCAACACCUGCAGAAUGGGCAACAGCCCAUAAAGAAUGUCUGAGUAUGGAGAGCUUCAUCUUCUACAAGAUAAUUGGAGAGGGAGGCUAUGGAAAGGUGUUGCUGGCAACCCACCGUGACACCGGAACAUUGGUGGCUGUGAAGAUGGUGAAAAAGAGCGAUCUACUUAAUGACCCGAUCUUCAUCCGCACUGAGAGUGAAGUCCUGCAAGUGGUUGAGAGCAACCAUUUCUGUACCCGCACCUAUGCCACGUUUCAAAUAGAGGACUACGUAUGCUAUGUAAUGGAAUAUCUGAGUGGCGGCACCCUAGAACAAUCUAGAACAAAAGAGAAAAAAAAACUCUCCACCAUCAGAGUCUUGUCAGCGGAACUCAUUUGCGGUGUGCAGUCCCUGCACUCCAUGGGUGUAGUUCAUAGAGACCUGAAGCCUGACCAAAUUCUUAUUGACGGCGCCGGACAUGUGAAAAUUGCUGACUUUGGUUUGUCAGCAACCAAUAUGUUUGGAUCAAAAACGGACACGGAAAAAGUUGGAACACCCCCCUACGAGGCCCCAGAGAUGACUUGGCAGAGGCCCUAUGACGCAACGGUGGAUUACUUUUCCUUGGGGGUCAUACUCUACGAGUUCGCCUUUUGUAAAUAUCCGUACACGAAUGAUAUGGGGAGGUUUUCAUUAGAGACACAUUAUCCAGACGAUGCUGACCCCGAAUUGGUGGACUUUCUAAACAAGCUCUUGUGCAAAGAUCAGAACGAGCGAAAAGCGGGCGUUUCCAACAUAAGACAGCACCGGUUCUUCAAUGGCAUAAAUUGGGAAGAAGUGGAAGCAGGGGAAGGACGACCCCCAUUUCAUGUACCUCGAAGCGUUUCUCAUGCCCUAAAAAAAGAAAAAGAACUGAAAUACCUCCCAAGACCAGGCUUGUCUAUUUUACCCAAGGAGCAGAGGCAGUUCAACGGAAUUUCAUUUGUUUGCGACGAGUGGAAGACCAUACUGAAGAAAAAUUGUAAAAUGGUAGGCGGGUCAACUAAGAAGAAGAGGAAGGUGGUAGGCGGGUCAACUAAGAAGAAGAGGAAGGAGGUAGGCGAGUCAGGUAAGAAGAGGAAGGAGGUAGGCGACUCAGGUAAGAAGAAGAGGAAGGAGGUAGGCAAGUCAGGUAAGACGAAGAGGAAGGAGGUAGGCGAGUCAGGUAAGACGAAGCGGAAGGAGGUAGGCGAGUCAGGUAAGAGGAAGAGGAAGGAGGUAGGCGAGUCAGGUAAGAGGAAGAGGAAGGAGGUAGGCGAGUCAGGUAAGACGAAGAGGAAGGAGGUAGGCGAGUCAGGUAAGACGAAGAGGAAGGAGGUAGGCGAGUCAUGCAAGACGAAGAGGAAGGAGGUAGGCGAGUCAUGCAAGAGGAGGAAGGUGUGUCAAGUAAGAGGAGGAAAGAGGAAGGUGUGUCAGGUAUAA
Messenger RNA from Rana temporaria (common frog), 1575 nucleotides. RefSeq names its product probable serine/threonine-protein kinase pkgA. NCBI's taxonomy places the organism in Eukaryota, Metazoa, Chordata, Amphibia, Anura, Ranidae. Gene Ontology annotation, molecular function: ATP binding; protein serine/threonine kinase activity. The coding region runs from base 184 to 1575 and encodes 463 amino acids. The record is from RefSeq and is a predicted model, not a curated record. The transcript has 7 exons. Gene Ontology annotation, biological process: peptidyl-serine phosphorylation; intracellular signal transduction.